AUGCGCGUUGGUUAUCAGGUCGGGCAGGUGGUGCAGCGGGACAGCAUCGACCAUCAGCAACAGUGGCAAAACCACCUGGAGCAGUUCCGUGCUUCCCGCGACGCCGGGUUCGAUAUCUAUUGCUGGGCCCACCACUACCUGAUCGACCCCUUCCAGCACUUCCAGCCCUGGCCGGUGCUGGCUAGGCUGGCCGCAGAGCCAGGAGACAUGAAACUGGCCACCUCGGUCCUGUUGCUGCCGCUGCUGAAUCCGGUGGAGGUCGCCGAGCAGGCGGCUACCCUCGACCACAUCGCGGAAGGGCGCUUCAUCCUCGGCAUCGGGCUGGGUUACCGCCCGGAAGAGUGUGAAGCCUUCGGAACGCAGAUGUCGGAGCGCGGCGCCCGCUGUACCGAAGCUCUCGGCCUGAUGCGCCGGCUGUGGAGCGACGAAGAGGUGACCCACCACGGCCGCUACUACAACGUAACCGGGGCGCGGCCCACCGCGCGGCCCUACCAGAAGCCCCACCCCAAGAUCUGGCAGGCCGCGAUGAGCGAUCCGGCGGUGCGCCGGGUCGGCCGGGGCGGCGACAUCCUCUACGUCGGACCCGCCCAGUCCAACGCCACCAUUCCGGCCCAGAUACCGCUGUACCAUCAGACCCUGGAGGAAACGGCCACGAUGGCCAACUUCGCCAAGAAGUACGAAGUCUACGCCUAUCACGGUCUCCACGGCGCCGACGACGAACUGACCCGCAAGGUGACCGGCGACCUGGAAACGCUGAUGGACGACACCUUCCUGGUGGGCAGCCCCGAGGAAUGCGUCGAACAGAUCGCCGCCUACCACGAAAUGGGGUUCACCGACGUGGCUCUGCGGUUGUUCUACCCGGAGAUGUCCCAGGUCGAGGUGCUGGAGCAUAUCGACCUGGUGGGCCGAGAGGUCAUACCGGCGUUGCACGCCCUGUAG
This is a messenger RNA of Geodia barretti, 939 nucleotides long. Lineage: Eukaryota; Metazoa; Porifera; Demospongiae; Tetractinellida; Geodiidae. The record is from the annotation of a GenBank genome assembly.